AUGGGUUUAUGGAACUACCAUGUAGAGGACAAAAAUCUUUGCUUUCAAGCUCCAAAUUUCAUUGAAUGGCUCAAGCCAACUUCAACAUCUCCUUCUCCUUCUUCAUCUUCUUCUUCUUCUGUAAGUACUCAACAAUUUCAGCUUACAGACCCCAUCAACAUACUAAAACUUCCAAUAAGCUUGUUCCCUCAACAGGAAGAAUCAAUGAAAGAGACAAUUCAAUGCUUGCCUCUGCUAAGCAGGUUUACAGAGAAGAAGACACUAAAAGAGGAAGAAGACAUGGAAGUGCAAAAGAGUACUGCUGGAGUUAAAGAAGAGAAGAUAGAGAAGGUCACAGUGGCUCUGCACAUUGGAUUGCCUAACAGUGGAGAUUCUGAAGUUGAUACUGAGGUUUUUGACCUCAAGGAAGAAAUAUCCAUGAAGAAAAAAUUUCAAGGAUAUUCUUUCAACUCAGAGAGUAGGUUUUGGAUCCCAACUCCGGCACAGAUCCUUGUUGGGCCCAUGCAAUUUGCUUGCUCUAUCUGCAGCAAGACCUUCAAUCGGUACAAUAACAUGCAGAUGCAUAUGUGGGGGCAUGGGUCCGAGUUUAGAAAGGGACCAGACUCACUUAAAGGAACACAACCAGCCGCAAUGCUGAGGCUACCAUGCUAUUGCUGUGCACAAGGGUGCAAGAACAACAUCAACCAUCCACGAGCUAAGCCAUUGAAGGACUUCAGGACCCUUCAAACCCAUUACAAAAGGAAGCAUGGUGCUAAGCCAUUUAUGUGUCGAAAAUGCAGCAAAACAUUUGCGGUUAAAGGAGACUGGAGAACACACGAAAAGAAUUGUGGCAAGCUAUGGUAUUGUACUUGUGGCUCUGAUUUCAAGCACAAAAGAUCACUCAAGGAUCACAUUAGGUCUUUUGGCAAAGGUCAUUCUCCUCACCCAUCUCUUGAAGGUUUUGAAGAUGAGAAGGAAUGCAUCACUGGAUCUGAAGACGAAUUUGCUCAUUAG
Dovyalis caffra is the source of this 993-nucleotide messenger RNA. Lineage: Eukaryota; Viridiplantae; Streptophyta; Magnoliopsida; Malpighiales; Salicaceae. The record is from the annotation of a GenBank genome assembly.